AAAAAGCCAAUUGCAAAUUGCGGAGACAGACGAAGAAAUAGAUUACACUGAAAACGAUGAAUACUGUGUUCCCAGUUGACGAUUUCUCCGACCCCUUCUGGGCGACUCCGCCGUCGGAGGCUGCGGCUGGGAUGAGCCGAAGCCAAUCUGAGUGGGCUUUGGAGAAGUUUCUUGAAGAAUUUUCUGGCGCAGGCGUGGCGAAUCCAGGGUCGCGUGCGGGAGAGAAUGUGAUUGGUCCGUCCUUGGCGGCACCUCAGCCAUCCGUUUCGAAAGCUGAAGAAGGUGAUGGUGAUGGUGACGUGGUGGAGAUCAAAGGGCCUAACAAUCAGAAUCAUCAUCCUCCGCCGUCUGAUCCAACACCGGUCCCGAUUGAUUCGGAUGAGUACCACGCGAUCCUCAAGAACAAGCUCCAUCAAGCCUGCGCUGCUGUUGCUUUCUCUCGUGCGUCGGCUGUGAAGGCAGAAGAUUCGUCUGCCCAAGCUGAGGAUCAAGCGCUUCAAUCGGGAUCCCAAGUUCAAGGUUCCUCAAAGGCUCAGGGACAGGGUGAACCUGAUGUUGCACCUUCUGGAAUACAGGCUGUGUUAGCUACACAGAGAAAACCAGGGGUACAAGUGAGGCAAACCACAAGUGGGUCAUCAAGAGAAGAUUCAGAUGAUGAUGAACUUGAAGGAGAUACUGAAACCACCGAGAACAUGGAUCCGGCUGAUGCAAAACGUGCAAGGAGAAUGCGGUCAAAUCGAGAAUCUGCAAGACGCUCUAGAAGAAGAAAGCAAGCACAUAUGAAUGAUCUUGAAGCACAGGUUGGUCAACUAAGAGUUGAACAUUCCACAUUACUUAAGCGACUAACUGACAUGAAUCACAAGUAUGAUGAAGCUGCUGUUGACAAUAGAAUUCUUAAGGCUGAUAUCGAGACAUUAAGAGCAAAGGUGAAAAUGGCUGAAGAAACAGUUAAGCGGGUGACAGGGAUUAACCCUGUGCUUCUAUCUAGGCCCAAUGUACCUAGUGUAGGAAUGCCUUUUGUUAGCAGCCCAUUGGAAGCAUCUACAGCUGCUCCUGUACCAUUGCAGCCAAACACUAACCAGUUUUUUCAGCAACCAGUUCCAAGCAUUGCUGCUCCCAUGCAUCAUCAGGGAGUGGACAACAGUUUCCGGGGCAACACCCUGGUUCCUCCUAUUGUGAAUCCACAAACUGAGGUAGGAGUGAAUAAUGUCAAUGAAACAUCUGCUUUGCAGCAUACACCCAGCUUGGAGCGCGUUCAAGAUCAGAUAGCGCAUGGUGGCAUGCAAAAGCAGAUUGGCCCUGGUGUCAGUCCAUGCGGAACCAUGCCUGGCUGGGAGCCUGGACUAGCCCAUGCGGCUGCCAAGAACAAGAAGCAAAGUUGAAUUUUAGAGCCUCUCCUCUUGUUUCCGGAGUUGGUUUUGGAGAAGCUUAGCUGGUGGUACUACUAUUGGUUAAAUCUAUUCAUGGGUAUUGAUUCUCACUGCAUUCUUGUAUUUAAGAUCUUCAUCAACGUUGACCAUCAUAUCUGUCAUCAUAACAUGGCCGUACUUGUCAGUUCCUUGGGUAAACUUAUAUGGUAAAUAAUUCUGUAUGAAAUUCCAUUCAGGAGUAAAAUCUGCCGUUAUCAGCCUUUCAA
Molecule: messenger RNA, 1636 nt
Organism: Theobroma umbraticum
Lineage: Eukaryota; Viridiplantae; Streptophyta; Magnoliopsida; Malvales; Malvaceae
Gene: BZIP25
Product: basic leucine zipper 25
Biological process (GO): regulation of DNA-templated transcription
Molecular function (GO): DNA-binding transcription factor activity
Source: RefSeq, a predicted model, not a curated record